UUCAAUAGGUUACGAGUUCCAUCGUGAGAAAUAAAAAAUAACACAAUGAGCCUGAUAAGGCAAGUGGGACGGAAAAGAAGAAGAAGAAGAAAACCUUCACCCCAACUCCCAUUUUACUACUCCAUUAAGCACCAUUUAAUCUCUUCCCCCCCCCCUAAAUCUCUAUCUUCUCCUAUCAUCGUCUUUAUCCUCUAAAUCGGUUUUUUCUUCCUUUUGUUUGUUUGUCUCUUUCCCCCCUCUUCGUUUAAUCACAAUAAAUUAUUCAGUAAAUAAUAUAUAACGAGGGAGACAGACAGACAGACAGACACAGAGAUAGAUACAAAUAUAUAAAUAAAUAUCGUCCUCUUCGUGAUUUUGACCAAUCAAUCAAUCAAUCAAUCAAUCAAUACAAAAACAAACACAUACAAGACACAUUUACAUGCCAAGUGUGUUUGUCGGGUCUUCUCGACACGGUCCAGCAUGUAAACUGAGCGAACAGAGACAGCAUGUGGUCUCACAUCCUGCGCAUCGUCGCUCUGCUGUACAUCCUCUACAACAAGCCGGAACAAUGUCCCCUGCUCGAGCCGGACAAAUGGUGCGAGUGCCUGGUGGCCUGCGUGGCCAUGCUCUACUUCAUCAUCAACCUGCUCGACGCCGUCGUGCAGCUCCUGCACGAGAACUUCUUCCCGUGCAGCUGCCUCUUUGCCACGCUGUCGGGCAUCUUCAACUGGCUGGCUGAAACGGCAGCCUACAUUGCCCUGGCCAUCUUCUUUUCCAACAUGUACGAGGAGGCGAAUGCGGAGAUGUUUUUCGAGGCCCUGAUGCUCAUCAACCCCGUCUUGUUUGUCGUGUCCAACUUCUUGUUGCCCUGCGAAGACGUCGAGGACACGCUGCAAAAGCUCAGCUGCUUCUUCUCGGUCGUGCCCAUUCUCUGGAUCCUCUACUUGGGCGUCAUGAACUGCAACGCCUACAUCAUUGCCGCCGUGCUCGUGCCGCUCAUUGUGGACGCCAUCUGCGCCUUCUUCCCCAAGGUGCCGUUCAAGGGCCACUGGUUCCUCCUCGCCGUCACCGAGGCCCACUUGUUCUUCUUUUGCGCCGUCUGCAUGCUGCUCGGCGGCGGCGGCGGCGACUCGUCCUUUGACGACAUGGGCCAAGUUGACGCUUGAGCAAGAAACAAUGUCUGCUCUCUCCUUCUCUCUCUCUCUCUCUUUUGACCCCGACCACCACCACCACAAUUUUAUACUUCUUCCUCAUCUUCUUGUAGUCGUCGUCGUUGAGGAACGCCCCGAAAAAAAUUAUUAAUCUCGCAGUGUUUCCUUCUUCCUUCUUUAAACGUUGUACUCAAAACAUACUUGCGCUUUUGCAUCUUACGCCGCGUUUAAAGGCUCUCUUAAUCCACAAAUAGCACCUCCGCGUUUGUCAAUAAAACAACAAAACGAAAUCCACGGAAACGGGCAAAAAAAAAAA
Molecule: messenger RNA, 1446 nt
Organism: Notodromas monacha
Lineage: Eukaryota; Metazoa; Arthropoda; Ostracoda; Podocopida; Cyprididae
Source: the annotation of a GenBank genome assembly